UAAGAUGAAAUCGAUAAAAACGAAAACAAAAUCUACAAUCACGUACAGUGCUAUUAAAUUCCUAGCGCAGUGACUCAGCUCAAUUCGAAACAAAUGGAAACUUUAGUGGCCAUUUAAACAGGCGAAAAACAUUUUCUCCUAUGUCAGUUUUGACAGACAAGAGGACGGCGUUGAGUGUUGAAAAAUCGAAUGAAAAAAUGGGCGAUUUAAGAGUCUUCGGCGGGCAUAGUUUUGCCAUGCCCUCCGUUGACGCUCCGAAUGGAGCCGAAGAUCGAAUUGGACCAGGAAAUCACGGUGCAUUGGGCUUAAACGUAGCUUCAUACACACUGCCAUCCGUGAGCUACAACACAAACAAUUCUGGAUCGUCUGGCUUCUGUGACGCAAGCUCUACUGUCGAAUUUAUGACCAGUGCAACAUGUUCGUCCUACAGCAUUUCAAUAUCAUCUAGUCGAAGCAACAGUUUCUCGAAUGACCACGAAGACAACUCCUCACUCUCCUGUUACUCCACAGCCAAUCACCUCCCUCAACAAAUCAGCUGCGCGUCUGAUCACACCAACGCAAACAUAGUGGGAAGUUCAGGCGCGAGGGUUAUUUUAGUACCGGAUGCAGAGACACUUCGUGUGAGUCAUGGUGCCCCAAAGAAAACGACUGGACCAGUCGAUAUGCUAAUCAGCAAAAUUGCCAAAUUUUCUCUGAGUACCUCGCCUCCAGGCGGUCUGGCCAAGAGCCAAAGUUCCAAUGCCCUCUACCCUUCUCAGCAAGAGAACUGCACGACGUGCCAAACUGAAUCUCGGAAAAGUGACACACUGACAUCCUACCCAUCGUCUACCCUCUACACGCAGCAAAGGUCAGGCAGUCCGAACUUGAAGGCGAAACCAGACCUGAACAACCAAGUGGCUCUCCUAACUGCCUCCUCAACUCAAGCUUUAAUACUUGAAAAUCGACCAGAAAAUUUACCUCAAAAAGAUCCAAAGGAAGCUAAGAAACACCUGGAGCAGUACCGGUCACUUCUGGAAGAGCAGAAGAAACGAGAACUGGAUAAACAGAAAAGUUUGCAGAAGAAAUUCCAAAAGCGAUGUAAAUUUGCAGACGAUAUGUCUCAACUGCAGUCUGUGUGGCUCAAUGACGUCAUUCCAAAUUGGAGUGAACUGAGAAGUUCACGACGGGUCAGAGAUAUGUGGUGGUUAGGAGUGCCCCCAAAAGUCAGGGCUAAACUAUGGCCCCUAGCUAUAGGAAACUGUCUUAAUAUAACCCCCGAGCUUUUUGACAGCCUGAGCUCCAAGUCAGUCGAGUUAAUUAACCUGUUUAGUAGUAAUAGUGAUCAACAAUCUAAUUGUAAUGGCUCAUUGACAGAAAGUCAUUUGAGUAAACGAAGAGCUUCUGAAGACGUUAUCGGUUUGAUCAAAUUAGACGUGUCGAGGACGUUUGUCCGUUACAAAAUGUUCCAAGAAGACCCCUUCUAUAGAGAAUCGCUACAGAAGCUUCUGGCUAUUUUCGUGUGCUACAGACAUGACAUUAGCUACAUCCAGGGCAUGAAUAGCAUAGCUGCCGUGCUGCUGCUAAACAUGGACCUCGAACCUGCUUUCAUCUGCUUUGCCAACCUGAUCAACCGCUCAAUCCUCAUGAACUUCUUUGCCCUCCGAUUGGACAAAAUAAACCACUAUUACAGACUGUUUCACUUCUUCUUCGCGGAGAACUUAGCCAAACUUUGCAAUCAUUUCACGAAUAUCGAACUCACCCCUAAGUUCUACCUUAUGCAGUGGAUCCUCUCACUUUUCAGUAAUGUUUUGCCAUUGGACAUAUCUAGUCGUAUUUGGGACGUGUACCUGCUAGACGGUGAUAUUUUCCUAUUUAGAGCAGCCCUUGGUCUCUUGAAGUAUUUCGAAGAGGACUUGAUGAAAAUAUCGGAUUUCACAGAAGUCGCUCAAUUUUUCCACAAGAUGCCAGAUGACAUUGAUGUGGAAAAACUGUUUGCAUUGAUCAGAUCAAUUUCACUGUCAAGAAAUAAGUUCAGAAAAUACUGCGAAAAAUUCAUAGACUCGACGAACGGUUAAAUGUUCUUUCCAAUUAACUCAGGCAUUCAAAUCGCUAAAGUCUACUUGGUGUAAACGAGCAAAAUCUAUUUGUUAUAUAAUAGCCUCUAUGUAUUUGUUGAAGCGAUCAUAUUUUCAAAGCCUCAGAACAUUAUCAUAAAGGAAGUUUUUGAGUGAUUAUUUUUGUACUUAAAUUCAUCGAGUUUCCCCCAAAUUCUAGUUGUAGAUUUACCUGAAGAGAGUUACUAACUACUUAGCUAAUUUCUAUCGCAUCAUGCAGUAUAUACAUAAACGUGCUACUAGUUCUUAAAGCUUCGUAGCUAUAAAUGUCAAAUAAAUUAUUUUUUCAUAUUUGUUUCCUGGCAAUGAGUGAGAGCAAUGCGGAUUAAAUAUCAA
Symsagittifera roscoffensis is the source of this 2429-nucleotide messenger RNA. RefSeq names its product TBC1 domain family member 14-like. The record is from RefSeq and is a predicted model, not a curated record. Lineage: Eukaryota; Metazoa; Xenacoelomorpha; Acoela; Convolutidae. The coding region runs from base 141 to 2054 and encodes 637 amino acids. The transcript is spliced from 4 exons.